ACACAAUACAAUUAUUUUUUGAUUAAUGGUCCCUUUCACUUCUUUCAGACGCAUCUUGUCUUCCAUUUACUAGAAAGCAUCUCUUGCACACACACACUUGCUAGACAUUCAUUUCAUUUUACUUCUCAUUAAGGAAAAGAGGAAUAGAGGUGACCAAGAACUUUGAGACAUCUAUAAACUUUGAGGGGCCAUGGGAAACUCACCGUCGACUCCUGGUCAGCCUGAGAACCCAAGCAGUAGCUCUGGCAAGAACAGUUCAACAACAACAGGCAAACAAAGUCAACAACUAACACACCUGGGAGUCCCAGCAGCAACAGGCUCAGCGUCAUCAACAACAAUAGCAGCAACUACAAACCCUACAGCUGGAUCCACACGUGGUUCUCACUCCAAUAUUCCAAUUCAAUCAGCAGUCAGGCCUACCCCAGCUCCUUAUAUGCCAACGACACAGCAUCGUCCUGCUCAACGCGCUCCUCUCCCUCCUCCUCCUCCUCCUCCCCCUAACCAGCAGUCGCCACAGCGGAGACCAGUUUCGCAAUAUAUCCCUCUCACAUCAUAUCAACCUUCCCAUAAUAAUAAUAGUAAUAAUCAGGCUCAAUCACAAUCUCGUCCGCCGUCAGGAACCCGGGGCCGGCAAAUAAGUGAACAAUCAACUCGCUUUACAGCGUCACAGUCAGAUGCACAGCCUGGAGACGAUGAAAUCCCUACUAUAGUGCUGCAAGAGCAGAUGGAGGCCAUGUUGAUUGAAAUCGCUACUACAGAAUCCAGGGUACGAGAGCUGCGAGAGGAGCUUGAUACGUUCCAGAGUCAUCCCAUCUUUAAGGAGAUGAUGGUCGUUUGGUUGGUAUCCCUCUCGCCUGGUGACUACUCUCUGCAACAGCUAGAUAAGCUCAAGCAGAAUGCGCUCACUACUUGGAAGCCUGUCCUUAAUACAUUUAUUCAGGAUAACUCGAGUGGUCGGAAGUUGAGUGAGAUUGACGUGCGGCUCUUCGACACUAUUAUUCAGGACGUAAUUUCUCAUGCUGAUAUGAUAGCCGGAUCAACAAUGGGACCGGAAGAGUUGAUUCAAAAUCUUAUUCAAAUCGCCCACUCUGAACUAGAGAAUGCUCGCAAAUCUCUAGAGCGGAACAGGAAUGCUUUUCAGGAGUGUCAGCUAACGUUACAGGCUCGUGGAGUUAUUCCUGAGGCUGUUCUAGAGAUGCAACGCCAGAUGGAAGAGGAGCAACGAAAGGAACAGGAGGCUAAACGAGUUAAGGAACAGCGACAACGAGAGCUAGAGCAACGCCUGCGAGAAGAAGAGCGGAUAAAGGAUCUGGAGCUACAGCGUGAGCGUGCUAGACGGUUAGAAGAACUUGAAGAGGAGCAACGGAGAAGAGAUGAAGCUCGCCGAAUAAAUCAAGAGGAAGUCCGUAAGAAUCAAGAAGAAAUGCUUCGAAUGCUCGAAGCCAAAUCAGGCCGAUUAACUUCGACAUCCAUGGCACAGUCAAAUAGCCAAGCAACUAACCAUGUCAUUGGACGACCCAAAGCAAGUUCAGUGUCGGUGCCAGAUGCCCCUCCUGAGUAUAGCGCCUCUUCCUAUACAAAAAAGGGCCAUACAGAGCCUCCAAUGCCUUUUGGCAUCAGUUUCGCGGAAGAGGAGAUUGUGGUGGCAGAUCAGGAGCCAGGGGCAACAGAGCUUGGUACUUCCACAGAAACCCUUGACUCAAAUUAUUUAGGGAAGCCAGUCGGAUAUCCGCCUGCUGUAGAUGAUCAGGAGGUGCCAUCAACGCCACUGCUCCGACGACCACGGCCUUAUGCGAUAACGCCAGGAGAGAAUACAGUAAGGAUGGCUGUAGCUCCAGAAAGGUUUCAGUAUGCUUCCCAUGCCCACACCGAUGCACCGCAGCAUUCAGAAGUUCAACACCUAGAUCACCCUACACCAUAUCCGCCAAUGCCGGCACCGAUGGUAGGACAAGGAUUAGACCCAGUUCAUAUGCCUAUGCCUCGACCCUAUAUUCCUGACUACAACCAACACGAGUAUGGUUCAGACCAGGGUCAUAGCCAGAGUGCAGGUCAGGCGCGCGAGUUACCUCGAAGCAUGCCAAAGCCAGAGCUCUAUCCGCCACAGAUUAUCACUGACCAGGAGCUGAAUGACCGAUUACGCCUCGAGCAACUUAAGAAGGAGAAUGAAGAGAUGGGGCGCGAGCUUCUCCGCGGACAGGAGCGGAAUCGACGACAUACCAUGAUAAUUCAAAAUUUGGAAUUGCAGGGCCAAGGGUACUCGCAGUUCUCUUCACUAGGCCCUCCUCUGGCAACCCAUGGUAACACAUCCGAUGAAUACCAGCAUUUCCAGAGUCAGUAUCCAGGCCAUCCUGAGUACACAGCAUACGCGCAUCAACAGCAGCAACAACAACAACAACAACAGCAGCAUCAGGAACAGCAUCAGGAGCAGCAGAAAAUAGGCUUUAUACCUCAGUUCCAACACCAACAUCAUCAGCAGCAGCCAGGCUUUCCACAUCAUCCUUCGAAUCAACAAUUAUACCAGUCAUACUGUUCUGGCUAUGCUUCUGACCCUAAUGCACCUUCGUUUAAAGGUUCCGUUAUAAAUGGUGGGCAAGAUCAGCCUCUGGAUCAAGCUGACUAUUAUACUUUUCAGUCAUAUGGUGGCUAUAGCAACCAAAUAACGUCAGGAGCAAUAGCUAACUGGCAACAGCAACCUGGAUUUGUAUAUCAACAGCAACAUCCAUAUCACCCAAGCCUCUCACCAGCUCAGCAGCAGCAGCAGUACGUACUCAGCCUGCAGCAACAACAACAGCAGUCUCCAACAUACCAACACGACGGCUAUGUAGAUGGAGGGCCGCAUCAAACUCAUGCACAUGUGGCGCAUACAACGUCGUCCUAUGUUAAUGAAGAUAACUUUGUUCCUACAAUUUCUCCUUCAAUUUCUCUUCCAACAACAACAGCAGCAAUAGCGGCAUCGCCAAUAACACCAGCGGCAACAAUAGCAACGGCAACAAUGCAGUUAAUAUCAACGAUCCCUACGCCCACAAGCCAUGAUGAGCCCCUACCAAAGAUAUCAGCAAAGCUUACCCCUACAAGCCCUGACAAGCCUCUACCAAAGAUACCAACAAAGUCUGCCUCCGCAAGCCUUGAUGAACCUCUACGCGAAAACGAUGCGAGUUCAGCAGAUGUUUUGCCACAGAUCAGAGCUAACCCUAUCAAGGUCCCUAUUCGGCGUGCUCCCCAUGCUAUCCUGACGGAAGAGCAAUUGAAAUUAGCAGCAGCAGCAGCAGCGGCCGAAGUAAAUGAGGCUGAAGAGCAGACGGUGCCAGCGCAGGACCCCCCUUCCACAUCCACAUCUACGUCCACUCCUGCGUUGAAAGUUGCCGCUGAAACACCUGAGCAACCGAGCGAGGAUCCCGUGAAGGAGCAUGAAGCACCCACUAAUCAUGGUGGAGACAUAGGGACCGGACCCACGAAGUGGAAUCAAGAGCAGCAUCAUAAGGCGCAACAGGGCGCAACAGGAUAUAAUAAAGAGGAUGAAGAAGAUGAAGAGGAGACACUUCAACGCUCAGUAGGCAAAAUACGCAUCACUCCUCGUUCGACCCCAAUUCGUACCAUCCCAGCAUUAAUACCCAAACCAAAUCAAGCCGCUAGCUCCGCUACAGCUUCUUCAUUGGACUCAACGGCUACUUCAGUUCCUUCGCCUUCGCGAUCACCAGCACCCACUUUAUCAUCUAAUCAGCAAUCUGUUAAAAGGAUCAGCCAGGUUUUUGCACCCUUUCCUGGUCAGCGGCCCGCGCCCCGCGUAACACCCCGCCCUGCGCCGCGCCCCGCCAUCGGGGGUAUGGCUAAGGCUUCACAAGGCUCAUUGUCAGUCGCUGAUCAAACCGUCCUUGAUACAACAAGCAGUAAUGGUAACUCACAAACUGAUAGCCAAGGAUCUGAUUCUCAUCCUCCUGAGCCACCUAGCUCAUCGCCACCAGUUCAGAAUACACUGUUAGCUCGGUCACCCAGUAGCCCCACUAGCUCCUACUCGUCUGGGAGCUCACGACCAGCGGUGCCAAAGAAACCAUUGGCACUUCGGAGCCCACGUAGCCCGACGACCGAACAGACGGUGGCAACAACAGUUGUAGCAGAAUAGAUGAAAUAAAAGCGUGUCACAUAUUUUAUCACGUG
This is a messenger RNA of Lobosporangium transversale, 4155 nucleotides long. RefSeq lists its product as hypothetical. The coding region runs from base 191 to 4120 and encodes 1309 amino acids. The transcript is spliced from 2 exons. The record is from RefSeq and is a predicted model, not a curated record. Lineage: Eukaryota; Fungi; Mortierellomycota; Mortierellomycetes; Mortierellales; Mortierellaceae.